UUCCCUCCCAAACGACAAGAAGCUUACGUUGAAAGCUUACAAGGGGCACAAUCGGGCGUGUGAUCGAUUCAAACGAGGGUAGUUCCGGCGAUAUAAACGUCGAUUGUUUCAACCGCCAUUCCGCGAUUUAAACAACGGGUUUUUUUAAUUACUACGGCACGGAGUGCUGCCGCGGAGACUUGCGCGUACGUGUCCGCCUCGGCCAUAGAGGAAAUCAAUAAAAUCAACCGACACCCAGGGAUUCGCUUGGAACCGCAGUCACAACAGAAUGCGCAAUAGUUGCGUGUGCACGAUAAAGAGAGAGGGAUAAUUCGUUUCGAAAGUUUGGCAAAAAAAAACCGUUGAACGUAGGAGGUUCGACGAAAUGAACGUGGAGAAUUUGGAGCACGGGACAUCGCAGAACGGAACAUGGAGCACGAAACAACAACGGCCGAGGAACGGGGAAAUGUGAACUCGAACACGCCUUCCAUCGAGAUGUCCGAGAAACGGAUCUCAAUGGGCAUCAAUGUCAGCAUUCUGGUGAUACUGACCAUAUUCGGUGUAUUGCUCUCGUUGCCGUUGAGAUUACUGUUGAACACGAAUUACUACAGCCGGGACGAGAUCGUUGCCGCGAGUAACGAGACAAGCGUACAAGCGACGGGGAACUCGACCGUCGAGGAGGAGAUAACGAUUCCGUUUGAUCACAGAAGGUUGAAACGUUGCCCGAGGUUCGAGUACGAGAACACGUUGAAGUAUAUUUUCAAAAGUGAUUACGAUGGGAAUUGCACUUACGACACGGGAACCAGUUUCGCGACGAUUGGGAACGAUUGGGUGGAGGAGAAUAUUGGAGGAAAGGAGGAGGAGGAGGAGGAGGAGGAGGAGAGCUUGAAGAAGGACGGUAACGAAGAAAGGAACGAAGAAGGAACGGGUACGAGAAUUUUGAGGGAGAUUGGCAAGAGUGAUAAUAAGACGGAUAAAGUAGAAGAAAGUGGGGAGGAUCGUCGAUCGAAAUCGGUCCUGGUCGCCGGACACAUUCUCGUGACGAUGCUUCUCAUUUCAGCAAUAGCUGCUCUCGUUGAAGUGUUGAGAAUACGUUUCGCUAGAGACAAGGACUCGUCUAAGGCAGGUAGUAUCUCAAGAAAAACGUCCACGAUCGAGCUUCCCAUUCAGAGGCGAUUCCUACCGAGGUAUCCAAUCAAGAGUACGAAGUCUUUCGAAAUGCAUCGAUCCGCUUUUCGCCUAUUAGGUGCAAGACCACCGCCUCUUAUUCGUCGUUCUUCGUUCCCAAUCCAGCAAUCUAAGCAAAGCUCUGGUUCCGUCAGUGGUACACCGAAUAAUCGAAUAUCGAGACGCCAAUCGGCUGAAUCUGACGAAGAAAUCGGAGUCCUCAUUAACGCUCUUCACCAUCGCACACGCCUCAUUCGACGGCAUUAAAGGUAAUUGUAUUAACAACGCGUUGCAAAUAUGAAAAGUAAUGGAGAGUAUAUAUUUAUAUUGAUUUUAAAUUCUUUGAUCUCUUAACGCUUAACUUUUUUUCGUUAAAUUUAAAAAAAAUCGAAAAAUUGAAAUAUUUUUAUCGUAACGAAUGAUAUAUAACGAACAUGAAAUUAAAUAUGUCGUUUGUAAAUAUAUGUUUAUACAUUUUGGUGUAGGAUAUUGUAAUUUUUGUAUCAUGAAGAUUAAUGAUAGAAAUAAAAUAUAAAUGGAGUAAUAAAAAAAAUAAUAAAAUAAAAUUUGAAUUAUAAAUAUUAAGGGAUUAAACUAAAAUUGAUAUUGAUUUCUCCUGAUUUUAAAUAUAAAAAUUAACAUUAAUCUUAGAAUAAUUUGAUUUUAAGCAAAAUUUGAAUUAUUGGGAAAAAUUUAAUAGUUUAAUAUAAAAAUCUAAAAAUCUAAAAUUUAAAAUAUAAUAAUAUUCUAAUUUUACUUCUUAUUUUCUUUUCAGUAAAAUCAAUUGAAUUCUUUGAAAAUUCAUUCGCAUUAACAAUAACAGGGUAUACGUCUUAGACUGAAUGGUAGGUUUUCAAAUAUAUUUUUUUAUAAAAAGAUUUUUGUAAAAUAACUUGAAAUUAUUUUGUUAGGUCUUACAUAUCGCACAACGACUCACGUUCACGAAUUCUUAAAAAAAUUCUUAUUGCUUUGUGAAUCCACCACCCAACAGGACUUCCAAUAAAAUUGUUGUAUCUUCCUAUAUUUUACAAUUUUAACAUCCAAUAUAAAUUUCGUAUUUGCAAAGAACCUAAAACUUUCCCUUUGCUGCUAGGACAGGCAACAAAUCUGCUUACUACCGUUUUGCAUCAUUGUUCUUUAUAUUUUUGUUCUUUAUAAGGUAAUUUUUAUAUAUUGUUUUUACUUUGAUAUUGUUAACAUUCUAUGUUUAAAAAUAAACAUUUCUCUCUUUUAAUUAAAAAUAAAACAGUAAAAUUAAUAUAAAAUAAUAAACAGUAAUAAAUAAUAAAAAUUAAAUAAAUAAUACAGUAAAUGCAAAUAAUGCAAUAAUUUAAAAAAGUAAUGAAUUUUAUAUAUUCCUAUGCGUCUGAUAUUAUUUAAUGAUAUUUUUCAUCAUUUUUUUUUAAUCUUAAAGCAAUAAUAAUUAUUGCAAUUAUUUGAUUAAUUUUAUAUAUAUUGUAUCAUAUAUUUCUUUGAAAAAUUUUUCUGAUAUAAUUAUAAUAUAAUGAUAUUAUUUUUUUGUUUUUAGGUAAUAUAUCUAUAUAGGAAGUGUCUGUGUAAAUAAAUAAUUGCAAAAAUUAUUCGAAAUGGAAAACGAAAGAAUACUAAGUAUUCGUACUUUAUCGUAUAUGAUAUUGUAAUACAAUGUAAAGAUCGUGUGAAAGUAAUCAAAAGAUGAAUGUAUUUUGACAAAAGUUAAAAAGUCUUCGAUACGUAUUUUCAUAUUAAUACCUAUACCUCUAAAAAACAAAUACUUUGGAUACUUCUGUGAUUUUCAUCGUUUAUCACGAUAUAUAUGAAACGUUAAUCAAAAAUUAUAAAAUAUAUAUAUAUAUAUGUACAUAUAUCGAUGUCUGAUAAAUAAAUUCUUCGAUUCUCUA
Apis cerana (Asiatic honeybee) is the source of this 3026-nucleotide messenger RNA. RefSeq lists its product as uncharacterized. Lineage: Eukaryota; Metazoa; Arthropoda; Insecta; Hymenoptera; Apidae. The record is from RefSeq and is a predicted model, not a curated record.